Molecule: messenger RNA, 3119 nt
Organism: Oryctolagus cuniculus (rabbit)
Lineage: Eukaryota; Metazoa; Chordata; Mammalia; Lagomorpha; Leporidae
Gene: FBXO34
Product: F-box protein 34
Molecular function (GO): protein binding
Source: RefSeq, a predicted model, not a curated record
CCGUGGUAUGCACCGAAAGCCGCGCUGGAAGCUCCAGGAGAAGGAGUGCCCUCUGGGAGUCAGCAGGGAGACCCCGAGGGGCACGAGCCAGCGGAAGGCUGCGCAUGAGGAGCCUGCAGCCAGCUGCAUGCGCCCGGUCUGCCUCCCCUCGGCCUCUCUGGCUAAAGCCUCAUCUCGCAAGGCUUUCGGGGUCCUUUCUCCAAAUGUUCUGUGCAGCAUGAGUGGGAAGAACCCGCUGGAGAGCUUGAAGGUCACGGCCAAGAAGAAUGCCGCGUCGGCCACGAUCCACCAGGGUGAGGACGGGGGCGGGCCGCUUGAUAUCUGGGCUGUCGUGAAACCUGGAAAUACCAAGGAGAAAAUCGCCUUCUUUGCGGCCCACCAGUGUAGCAGUAGGGUAGGAUCGAUGAAAAUCAAAAGCUCCUGGGAUAUUGACGGGAGAGCUACCAAAAGAAGGAAAAAGUCAGGGGAUCUUAAAAAAGCCAAGAUCCAGUUAGAUAGGAUGAGGGACGGCAACGGCAAGAGCUGCCAACCCGAGCCUUUUGCGUGUGGCAUCGAGCACUGCUCUGUGCAUUACGUGAGCGAUGCUGGGGACGGAGUGUACGCCGGGAGGCCGCUGUCGGUUAUCCAGAUGGUGGCCUUGCUGGAGCAGAGAGCCAGUGCCCUGCUGGCCAGCUGCGCGAAGACCUGCGCCAACUCCUCUGCCCUCGUGAGGCUUUCCGGCCCAGCCAGAGCCGGGGCCCCCGCACCCGAGCCCUGCUCUGCCCCGGGAGCUUGUGAAGAACCCGCGGAAAAGGCACAUCCCGAGGUUAGCGAAUCACAGAGCGAACCAGUCCGUGUCCUUGACAUGGUCGCCAGGCUGGAGUCUGAGUGCUUGAAGCAGCAGAGCCAGCGGGAGCCCGGCAGCCUCUCGAGGAACAACAGCUUCCGUCGGAAUGUGGGCAGGGUGCUGCUUGCAAACGGUGCCCAGGCGGACCAAGACAAGACAGACGGAAGUGCCCCGGGAGCACCCGGCACUCAGCUGACGCCUGCGCGGUCUGUGUCUGUGGACUGCGGCCCCUCGAGAGCUGGCCAUUGUUCCCCCCGGGGCGACCAGGCCUGGGACUGCGCCCCUCCAGGCUGUCCCUCGGCGCCCGCCAGCGUGGGAUCAGAGCCAGGUCAGCCGAGUGCUGUGAAGAACAGCGACAGGUGUGAUGUGGAAAUGACAGAGGAACUGGCGAGGUCUCCCUUCCCUUCCCACACCUGUCCCCAGGCCGCUGAGCUGCCCCGAGCCGCUGCUGGGUGUGUGAGUGGCGAGCUCGUGCCCCUUAGCCGUCAGAGCCCUGAGCCGAGAAGGAGGGAGUCUCCGUGCGUUAGCGUCACCGUGGCCACGGUGGAGACGCGCCAGCCUUCGCCUGCCGCCCGUGAAGACCCCCUUCCAGGGAUGCUGUUCUUUUUGCCACCUGCUCAGCACCAGUCACACUGCGGCUCCCUGAGUGAAAGCACAGCACGAGAGCCAUCGGAGGCCCGCCGGCCGGAAGCCACUGCCCGAGCGCCUGCUCCCGCCACGGCGGGCGAGCCCCCGGCCUCUCCGCUGCAGACUGCGCCGCCGGCCCCGGAGGCCUCCGCCUGCAAGAAGCAGGUGUCCCGUGACUUUCUGGAGGCCAGGUUCAAAAUCCAGCAGCUUCUGGAGCCUCAGCAGUACAUGGCUUUCCUGCCCCACCACAUUAUGGUGAAAAUCUUCAGGUUGCUUCCCACCAGGAGUUUAGUGGCUCUUAAGUGUACCUGCUGCUAUUUCAAGUUUAUCAUCGAGUACUACAACAUCAGGCCAGCAGACUCUCGCUGGGUUCGAGACCCACGCUACAGAGAGGAUCCCUGCAAGCAGUGCAAGAAGAAGUACGUGAAAGGGGACGUGUCCCUGUGCCGCUGGCACCCCAAGCCCUACUGCCAGGCCUUGCCCUAUGGGCCAGGGUAUUGGAUGUGCUGCCACCGGUCUCAGAAGGGCUUCCCUGGCUGUAAGCUGGGGCUUCACGACAAUCACUGGGUCCCUGCCUGCCACAGCUUCAACCGGGCAAUUCACAAGAAAGCAAAGGGGACGGAAGCCGAGGAGGAAUACUGAAGGCCCGAGAGGCGGCAGCAGGACCGGUUCGUAAAGCCGCAGAGCACCUACCUAGGCACUGCUCUAGGGAGCCCCGCCGUCGGGCCCGCCAUUGCUCAGGCAUUUUCCGAAUCGCCACCUGCAAGCCCUGCGAGAAAACCGGCCCGUUCCUGAGGCGCCUCACACGUGACCCGCGCCGGUGCCCGUGGCUCAGUCCACUUGGCUGUGAAUAACUGUGUGUCUCCCCAGACCCGUGCAUCCUCGGACGGGGAAGACUCACGCCAUUAAGGAUGCUCAGAAGAGCCCACUGCAGACUGCAGGCAGGCCCCAAAAAGGGCUUCCAGAAUGUUUGAGCGUUGGCGUCGUAUUUGAAAUAAUGGAAUGAUGUCCUGUGGGAGGAGCGGCCUCCUGGAUGAACAGUGUGCUCCGGAAGGGAGGCCAGCACCUUCCUGGGACCUCGUAUGCCUGAUCCUGAGAGAUGGGUGUUUGCGGUGGGAGGUGGAUGUCGUGCCCUGUGUGUUUACAGUGUAUAUAAUGGUUGUGUUUUCACGGGGCUGUGAAAGUGCACAUGAAACCCGAGCGCCUUGACCUUGUAGCUGAGUGCUUUGCCCUCUGUAAAUAGCACGGUGAAAGUCCAGUUGUAAAUAACAGACAGCUGACUAAACUCGUAAUCACCACAAUGCAGCUAGGAUAGUGUUGCGGCUCUGAUUGUGUGAUUUUUUUUUUACUGUCUUGUCUCAAAUUUGUACAUCUGUGUAAAAUAUGAAUGUUGCCCAAAUAAACUAUGAAUGUUCCCUGUAUAAUAUAUGAAUGUUUCUGAGAAGAAACUCUAAAUAGUUAAGGAGUGAAUCUAUUCAAAGGAUACCAAAUAAUGGUUCAACUGGACAACCUUCAAAUUAGCAUAGAGAACAAUCCUGUUAUAUUUUAGUGGUCCACCAAGAAUGAGAGAAUAUUAUAUAGUCAGAUUAUAAACAUUCUGGUCUACUUUAUUCUUUGGUUGCAAAUUUUUUUUAAACUUCAAUAAAAACAUGCAUUUUAAAGGGGA